Sclerotinia borealis F-4128 is the source of this 2928-nucleotide messenger RNA. The record is from the annotation of a GenBank genome assembly. Lineage: Eukaryota; Fungi; Ascomycota; Leotiomycetes; Helotiales; Sclerotiniaceae.
AUGCGACUUCCUCUAAAUCUUAUUUGCCUGACUUUGUCAAUACUUCCACGAACCCUUGCAGUUUUCGCAGACGAAGCAUACAAUGUUGACUACCACCACGAGUUACUAGGCCUCCCACAACCAGACACAACCUUCUUCUACAAGCCUAGGGAAAAUGAGCAGGGCGCAUUAUUGUAUACAUUGAGUGAUCUUGGGGUUCUUGGAGCUGUAAAUCCAGGCACAGGGCAGAUCAGAUGGCGACAAAUAUUGGCGAAGAGUGAUAAUAGUGGGAAAGGCUUUUUGCGAUCAGUUGAGGGAGCUGGUACAAUUGUUAGUGCUUUGGGCAGCAGGGUUGAUGCUUGGGAUGCGAAGAGUGGAAGAGAGAGAUGGGGAAACAACUUUGAAGGACAAGCUAAAGAUUUGGAAGUCAUUGAAGGGCAUGACAAUAUCAAGGACGUUUUGACUUUAUUCGAAGAUGCUGGAAAAGCCGUGGUACGAAGACUAAAUGGUGAUAACGGAGAUGUUGUUUGGGAAUAUGUUGAUGCAAGUGGUGAUCUGCCUUUGCAAGUCAGCACAGAUGUCAGGAACAUUUUUGUUGUUACUCUUCAUGGUUCUUGGGGAGGCUAUAGUGUGAAAGUUGCUACUCUGGAUCCAUUGACAGGCAAACGAGUCACUGAAUACACUCUCUCGACUACAGGAGAUGUCCACACUCCUGAGGAUGUCUUACUUGUGGGAGCCAACUCUGCUGCACCGAUCAUUGCUUGGACUGAUAGGUCACUGAAGAACCUUAAAGUCAAUAUUUUGGGCAAACCAAGCAACUUGCAGACAUUACCUUUAAAGUCAUCAGAUGGCGAGCUUACAAAAGUAUCUAUUCACGCACCUAACUUGGCGCAAUCUUUACCACAUUUUUUGGUACACAGUCACUCGGCAACCUCGAAUCGAGCAGAUGUUUAUCACAUUGACCUAAAAAGUGGUAGCAUUAGCAAAGCAUAUGAAAUACCCAAGCUUGCAGGAAGAGGCGCCUUCUCAGUCAAUUCACAAGAUGCCAACGUCUACUUCACCCGUUUCACCGAAGAUGAAACUGUCAUUUUCUCUUCAAUGUCUCAUGGGAUGUUGGGCAGAUGGCCAAUCGAAGCAAAGAAACAACAAGGUCGACUUCAAUUUCUCCAUGGCGCCUCAGAGGUGGUCCAAAAAGCUCCCGAUACUUAUGCUGUUAGAUCAGCUAUGGUAAGCAUGGAGCAGGAUUUGGUUUUGGUGCGCAAUGGUGCUGUAGCUUGGUCCCGUGUUGAGGGACUUUCUGGCAUUGUGGCUGCUGAAUGGGCUGAAAUCCCAGCAUCAGAAUCAUUGGCUGAGACACUUGAGGCGGAAGCUCACAGCAACCCUCUGGCAGCAUAUAUCCAUCGGGUCAAUCGUCAUGUUACAGAUUUACAAUACCUUCCUGCAUACCUGCAAGAACUGCCAACCCGAAUCCUAAGUGCCAUCUUACCUGAGGAUUUGGCUGCUGCAACAAAGGAGGACAUCUUAGCACGGGAUAACUUUGGGUUCAACAAGUUAGUUAUCGUUGCCACGCAAAGAGGUCGCUUAUAUGCACUUGAUGCCGGAUCUCAAGGGAGUGUUGUAUGGGGCUCAAAGGCUUUCGAUAUACCAGCUGGCAUGAAAUGGGACGUGAAGUCUAUAUAUGUCGAUAACUCCAAAGGUACAACAACAGUCCGAGGCAGUCAAGGAGAGUAUAUUAUCGUGAACACUACAACUGGAACAGGACUUGAAGCUAUAGCCCCUGGCAUGUGGCCACCUGUUCAGAGCGCGGCUGUCGUUGACAGCGACUCUGGCAGAUGGGUGUUACCUAUUGGUACCAAUGGGAAUCCUGGUGAUAUACCAAAAGACUGGGCACCAAAAGAUUCACUUGUAGUUCGGGGUGAGAAUGGCGAAGUCAAGGGCUUAAAGUUUGAGAUCCAAGGUCUUGAUGCUAAGCCUGUCUUUACUUGGUCAUUCCAACCACCGUCUGGUCAAAGGGUUGUUGAAGUAGUGUCCAAACCCGCACACGAUCCAGUUGCGUCGAUUGGUCGGGUCCUCGGUGAUCGUACUGUUCUAUACAAGUAUCUAAAUCCUAACCUGGUUUUGGUUACUGCCGUCUCCGACGAAUCCUCAACUGCCUCCUUUUAUCUUCUUGAUACAGUCUCAGGCGACAUUCUCUAUUCUGCGAGUCAUGAGGGUGUUGACACUAAGAAACCUAUUGCUUCAAUCUUUACCGAAAAUUGGUUCGCUUAUUCUUUAUGGAGCGAUGAAUUACCAACCACCACUUCUCUGCAUGGUUCCAAAGGAUAUCAACUCAUUGUCACCGACCUUUACGAGUCCCCUAUUCCAAAUGAUCGUGGGACGCUUGGUUCAAACACGAAUGCUUCAAGUCUUGACCCAGCAGAUGUACCUAAUGCUGGCCCAAUUCUUCCCCAUGUGAUCAGCCAAUCAUUCGUGGUUCCUGAAGCAAUAACUCACAUGUCUGUUUCUCAAACCCGCCAAGGUAUUACUACUCGUCAGCUUCUUUGCACUCUAGCAUCCAACUCAAUCAUUGGAAUUCCUCGUUAUCUUCUUGAUCCCCGUCGACCAGUCGGUCGAGACCCUAUCCCUGCCGAACAAGAAGAAGGACUCCUUCGUUACCAGCCUUCCAUCGAAUUCGACCCAAAACUUAUCAUCACCCACCAACGUGAAGUUUUCGGUAUUGAAGGUGUCAUUACCAGCCCUGCUCUACUAGAAAGUACCAGUCUGGUCUUCGCAUAUGGAAUUGAUGUUUUCGGAACAAGAGUCACACCUAGUGCUGCGUUCGAUAUUCUCGGCAAGGCGUUUAAUAAGUUGAGCUUGGUAGCUACGGUGUUGGCUUUGGGGGCCGGUGUUACUAUUCUGGCGCCUAUGGUGAGAAGGAAGCAAAUCAAUGGCCGUUGGUUAAAUGCAUGA